Molecule: messenger RNA, 1233 nt
Organism: Cladophialophora immunda
Lineage: Eukaryota; Fungi; Ascomycota; Eurotiomycetes; Chaetothyriales; Herpotrichiellaceae
Exons: 2
Coding region: 1-1233 (410 amino acids)
Biological process (GO): amino acid catabolic process
Source: RefSeq, a predicted model, not a curated record
AUGGGUGAAGAAGGAAUUGCUGGCCGCCAGACCAACGGGGUCACCAAACCACUGGCACGCGUGAAUGGGCCGCGGAUCAAAUCUGUCGCGCCCCUCCACGUUGGACAAUUUAUGUUCGCCCGGGUGGAAACCGACACUGGGAUUGUUGGUUGGGGGGAAGCUGGAAUCUGGGGCCAUAUCCAGGCAGCAGCGACGGCCAUUGAGCGAUUUGCGGAAUAUCUCGAGGGCAAGGCGGCGUUCACGAUCGAGCACCACUGGAAUGUGAUGCACCGGUUCAGCUACUUCCAGGGCCUGGCGAUCAACGCGGCCAUCUCAGCCAUCGACAUCGCGCUGUGGGACAUCAAGGGCAAGGUGCUCGGAGUGCCAAUUUACGAACUCCUCGGGGGAGCCUGCCGUACCAAGGCGCGCGUCUACGGGCACAUCUACGAGAAAACGAUCGAAGGCGUGCUGGCCGAGUGCCGGCGAAAGAUGGACCUCGGAUUCACGGCGUUCGGGCACAUCAACCCGUUCCUCGACGAGGGUAACGAUCAAGUGUACUUUAAGACGCACGUCAAGAAGAUGAACGACGCGAUCGACAACGUCAAGCGCAUGCGGGAGGUCGUCGGCGAUAAGGUGGACCUCCUCAUCGAGCUCCACCGGCGCCUCACUCCCGCGGAGGCGGUGACCUUCUGCAACGGCAUCAAGGACACAUGCCCGAUGUUCGUCGAGGACCCCAUUCGGCCGGAGAACGCGGACGCCAUGGCGCGCGUGGCGGACCGCAUCUCGGUCCCCGUCGCGACGGGCGAGCGCUUCUGUACCAUCUACGAGUUCCAGGCCCUGCUGGCGCGCGACGCCGUGGAGUUCGCACGCAUCGACGUCGCUGUCUGCGGCGGCAUCACUGGGGCCAAGAAGGUCGCUGCCAUGGCCGAGGCCCAUCACGUCCAGGUCGUGCCGCACAACCCGUUGUCGCCCAUUGGCCUGGCCGCCUGUCUUCAGGUCGCCGCGGCUAUCCCCAACUUUGCCAUCCAGGAGUACGCGACGGGGUUCGAGUCCGGCUCCUUCACCUCGACGACCACCCACCUUGGUGCCGAUAUCGUCGACCUGGUGCCCGUCCCCAAAGACGGCUUCGUCGACAUCCCCAGCGGGCCGGGCUUGGGCGUGAACGUCGUCGAGAAGGCGCAGGAGAUCCGGCCACCAUUGGUCCAACCCAUCAGCAUGAGGCCGCAUUUUGAUGGCUUUGUCGUUGACCAAUAG